This is a messenger RNA of Ziziphus jujuba (common jujube), 3268 nucleotides long. Its product is annotated as ribonuclease J. The coding region runs from base 278 to 2926 and encodes 882 amino acids. Lineage: Eukaryota; Viridiplantae; Streptophyta; Magnoliopsida; Rosales; Rhamnaceae. The record is from RefSeq and is a predicted model, not a curated record. The transcript has 17 exons.
GAUAUUUGUGAACACUCACAAUAAUCCUUUUGAUGCUUUUUGCUCUCUCACUCUAUUUCCCGCUUCAACCCCCUGUAAACGCCCAAGGCCCCAACAGAGAGAUUUUCUAGGGUUUCAUUUCAGCUUCGUUCAAUCUCUGAACCUCCCAAAAUACGUGUAGUUAGGCUUUUUUCUUUUAAUUUUUUUUUUCUUUUUUGGGGAGGUUUCUCUCUCUUUUUCAUAGUAUUUUUAUAUUCAGCUCCUUGUAAGAGCAAGCUUUUUUUGUGUGUCGCCUAAAAUGGCCGCUUUCUGUACCGUUUCACCGUCCCCGUACGGCCUUUUAUGGCGACCGAAGCUUACAAGGCGUUCCGUUUCGUGCUCUGUUGACUCUCCUCCUACCGUUAUAGGUACGCCUAAAUCUAAAGUGCCACGCAAAAGACGAGGAAAAGCGGAAGGGGCUCGGAAAAGUAUGGAAGAUUCUGUCAAACGCAAGAUGGAGCAAUUUUAUGAAGGUGCUGAUGGCCCACCACUUCGUGUUCUACCAAUUGGUGGACUUGGUGAAAUCGGGAUGAAUUGCAUGCUGGUUGGGAAUUACGAUCGCUAUAUUCUGAUUGAUGCUGGUGUAAUGUUUCCAGACUACGAUGAGCUUGGAGUUCAAAAAAUUAUACCUGAUACCACAUUUAUAAGAAGAUGGAGGCACAAAAUUGAAGCAGUUGUUAUUACGCAUGGUCACGAGGAUCACAUUGGUGCGUUGCCUUGGGUGAUUCCAGCUUUGGAUUCCGAUACACCAAUAUUUGCAUCAUCGUUUACCAUGGAGCUUAUCAAAAAACGUCUGAAAGAGAAUGGCAUUUUUGUUCCAUCUAGACUUAAGGUGUUUAGAAUGAGGAAGAAAUUCACUGCUGGGCCAUUUGAAAUAGAGCCUUUAAGAGUGACCCAUUCUAUUCCUGAUUGCUGUGGAUUAGUUCUUCGCUGUGCUGAUGGUACCAUUCUUCAUACUGGGGACUGGAAGAUUGAUGAAUCACCACUGGAUGGUAAAUCAUUUGAUCGUGACGCUUUGGAGGAACUCUCUAAAGAAGGAGUAACACUGAUGAUGAGUGACUCCACAAAUGUACUUUCACCUGGAAGAACAACAAGCGAAUCUUCUGUGGCAGACGCAUUGUUGAGGCAUAUUUCUGCUGCUAAAGGGAGGGUUAUUACCACUCAAUUUGCAUCAAAUAUACAUCGCCUUGGAAGUGUGAAAGCUGCUGCUGAUUUAACUGGUCGGAAGCUGGUAUUUGUUGGCAUGUCCUUGAGGACGUAUCUUGAUGCAGCUUGGAAGGAUGGAAAGGCACCAAUUGAUCCCUCAACUCUGGUGAAAGUGGAAGAUAUUGAUGCCUAUGCUCCAAAGGAUUUGCUAAUUGUAACAACUGGUUCUCAAGCAGAACCACGUGCUGCUUUGAAUCUUGCAUCAUAUGGAAGUAGUCAUUCCCUUAAACUGAGCAAAGAAGAUAUAAUUUUGUAUUCAGCUAAGGUUAUCCCCGGUAAUGAAUCUCGGGUAAUGAAAAUGUUAAAUCGUUUAUCAGAGAUUGGAUCAACAAUAGUAAUGGGGAAGAAUGAGGGGCUGCACACAUCGGGUCAUGGGUAUCGUGGAGAACUGGAGGAAGUACUUCAGCUUGUGAAGCCACAACAUUUUCUGCCAAUACAUGGAGAACUUUUGUUCCUCAAAGAGCAUGAGUUACUUGGGAGAUCAACUGGGAUCAGACACACCGCUGUUAUAAGGAAUGGAGAGAUGCUUGGGGUUUCUCAUUUGAGAAACAGAAGGGUGUUGUCUAAUAAUGGUUUUACCUUCCUCGGGAAAGAGAAUUUGCAGUUAAAGUAUAGUGAUGGAGAUAAAGCAUUUGGCACAUCAAAUGAGCUCUGUGUGGAUGAGAGACUAAGAAUCGCAUUAGAUGGCAUAAUUGUGGUCAGCAUGGAAGUUUUACGUCCUGAGACUGUAGAAGGUGUGGUUGAGAAUAGCUUAAAAGGAAAAAUACGAAUAACUACACGAUGUUUAUGGCUUGACAAAGGAAAGCUUUUAGAUGCACUCCAUAAAGCUGCCCAUGCUGCACUUUCGAGCUGCCCAGUGAAUUGUCCUCUAGCUCAUAUGGAAAGAACAGUGUCUGAGGUGUUGAGGAAGUUGGUAAGGAAGUAUAGUGGUAAAAGGCCUGAAGUGAUUGCCAUUGCUGUGGAGAACCAUGCAGCAGUUCUUUCUGAUGAGCUAAGUGCAAGACUAUCUGGCAAGUCCCAUGUUGGUAAUGAGGCAUCAAGACUGAGAAAAAUGAUUGAUGAACGUCCAAAUAAGAAUAGGUCAAAUAGAUUGCAAGCAGAUGAAGGCAAAGGCAAUAUCCAUUUGGAGAGCAAGUCACAAGAGUUUGGAGGUGACGCCAUUGAAUUUCAGGGACUACUAUCUGAGGAGGAUACUGCAACUACUAGUUCCAGUUUAGACAAACUAUCCUUUGAUUCAGAGGAGUCGGAUGAUUUCUGGAAAUCAUUCAUUGAGUCAUCAUCACCCAUUGACAAAGUAAUAAAAGAUAAAAAUGGUCAUGUACCCCAACAAGAAAAUAUUCCAAUGCCUGAGAAAGAUGGUGAUGAGGGCAGUGAAAUUCCAAAACCUCAACCGAAGUCUUCCAAGUCUGUCAAACGUAAUAAAUGGAAACCUGAAGAGAUUAAGAAGCUGAUUGAGAUGCGUGGUGAACUGGAUGGCAGAUUUCAAGUUGUGAAGGGGAGAAUGGCUCUGUGGGAAGAGAUAUCCACAAAUUUGUUGGCUGAAGGGUUUAAUCGGAGCCCGGGACAGUGCAAAUCUCUGUGGGCGUCCUUGGUUCAAAAAUAUGAGGAAAGCAAGAGUGAAGAGAAAAGCCAGAAAAGUUGGCCAUAUUUUAAGCAGAUGGAAAAUGCGUUGUCUGAUUCUGAGGCAAUGGCAGCAAAAUGAUUGAGAUGAGAAAUGCAAGUAAUUAAAUUCUUUAAGAGCCUUCUCUCCAGCAGAUCUCUAUUGCAAUAGAAGAUUGGACAGCAGUGAACAAGAAGAUGGAUGGAUGAUAUAUCAUAUAUAUCACGGAUUCAUGGUAUUGAAGGACACCAUGUCAUACAAAUGACAAAACCCAGGGAAAUGGCUCGAUUUUUGUAGCCCCAGAGCCUCCUUGUAUAAUAUAGUUCAAUCAUAUAUUUUAGCAAAUGGUGGGGGUUAAAAGUUUGUAAUGGGGGAAAAUUAUUUUAACUUUUGUAUCUUUAUCUAUUAUAUAUUCUACGUAAUUUAAUGUCAUAAAUUGCUCUC